Molecule: messenger RNA, 1937 nt
Organism: Phycodurus eques (leafy seadragon)
Lineage: Eukaryota; Metazoa; Chordata; Actinopteri; Syngnathiformes; Syngnathidae
Gene: tram2
Product: translocation associated membrane protein 2
Exons: 11
Coding region: 83-1192 (369 amino acids)
Biological process (GO): SRP-dependent cotranslational protein targeting to membrane, translocation; protein insertion into ER membrane
Cellular component (GO): endoplasmic reticulum membrane
Source: RefSeq, a predicted model, not a curated record
AAAAAAGUUCAACUGAACUUCGUAGUCAGAAAGGGGAGAAAGGACUUGCGACAAUUGCAAACUUAAGUAGCAGUGACUUGCCAUGGCAUUUCGGCGCAGAAACAAGAGUUACCCUUUCUUCAGCCAGGAGUUUCUCAUCCAGAACCACGCCGACAUCGUCUUCAGUUUGGUGAUUUUGAUUUUGAUUGGAUUGAUGUUUGAGGCAACAGCAAAGACAGCCAUAUGGUUUAUCCAGCCCCAGUACAAUGUUACCACACCGAUACCAGAGGGAGAAGUGACAUUGUAUCAUUAUGGAUGGAAGGACUGCGCCACCAUCCUCUUCUACUUCUUUAUCGCCAUCAUACUUCACGCGGUGGUGCAGGAGUAUCUACUGGAUAAAAUCAACAGGCGACUCCAUCUGUCCAAGAGCAAGAACACCAAGUUCAACGAGUCGGGUCAACUUUGUGUGUUUCAUUUGGUGUCCAGUGUGUGGAGUUUCUACAUCCUCGUAACUGAAGGUUAUCUUCUGCAUCCCAGCAGACUUUGGGAAAACUAUCCACAUGCGCACCUAAGGUUCCAGGUGAAGUUUUUCUACCUCACUCAGCUGGCCUACUGGCUCCAUGCUUUUCCUGAACUCUACUUCCAGAAAGUGCGCAAGGAGGAGAUCCCACGACAGUUGCAGUACAUCGGCUUGUAUCUGCUGCACAUCUUGGCGGCGUAUGUGCUAAAUUUGAACCGUGUGGGUUUGGUGCUGCUCUUCCUCCAGUAUGUGUCUGAGCUGGGCUUCCACAUCGCCAGACUCUUCUACUUCACUGACGAAAACCACCAGAAAAUGUUUGACGUGUGGGCGGCCAGCUUCGUGAUUACUCGCAUGUCGACGCUCACGCUCACGUUUCUCGCCGUCGGGUUCGGUUUGGCCCGCUGUGAGAAUCAGGCGCUGGACUGGGAGAGCGGCAACUUUAACACGGUGCUCAUACGGGUGACUGUUCUUCUGCUGGUCUGUCUGACACAAUCUUGGCUCCUCUGGAAGUUUAUCCGCUUCCAGCUGCGACGCUGGAGGGAAUUCAGACAUGAGCAGGCCCUCCGCAAGAAGGCCGCCACCAAACAAUCCCUUCGGCCGAUGAAGCGAGACUCUCUUGGGCAUUAUGAAAACGGAGUCCUAAAAGCCGAGAACGGGACCUCUCCUCGGAUCAAGAAACUCAAAUCCCCCUGAGGAAACAAUCUGACUGAGUUGAGCGGUGGUGCCGGUCCAAGCUGACAUCCGUGAACACAACAGGGGGAGCUGGUGUAUCCUGGUCCAGUUCUAUCCCAACACGCUCCGGAGACUCUUGUGAUUACAGACUUAAGCUUGAAUGCUGGAAAAUCAAAUGCAAGGAAAUUCCUUGAGCCCAAGAGAUAUUUACUCUCCUCGUGUUUUUAUUUUUGUAUUUUCUUCCACCCCCAUACAUCCACAUGACCUGCUUUCACACAUUAAGGAGCGCCAUCAAGUGCAAAAUGCCAGAAGUGUGCAACUGUGUAGCAACUUUUUAAUGUGUUCAUGUAAUCCUCAUUACCAAGUACUGUAUUGCUCUUCCGAUUGCCGUUGAGCCAGCUUUCCUUCUUUUCCAGUCUGAUCUUUUGGAAGUAGCAAAAACGUUACUGAUAAUAACAUGAUACAAGCUUACUGUCAGCCAGCAUUAAUGUUAGCAUAUAGACCCUUUCUGAAAAGUUUAUUUCCAUAAUUCCAUUCAAAAAGUUAAACUUUUUUUUUUUAAACAAAAAGUUAAAGAUUCAGGGCCCACAAUUUAAACAAUUUCAAGCAUUUAUUUAUUUUUUACAUAAUUUUGGCUUCAAGCUCAUAAAACCCACGAAAUCAGGAAUUCAAAAAAUUAGAAUACUGUGAAGAAAUCAUUCUCUGUUUUUGUCGAAAGAAAUUAGGGUCACAUUAAAUCAAUCAAAAUAUGGUACUUUCAAAACGA